Bombyx mandarina (wild silkworm) is the source of this 2317-nucleotide messenger RNA. It is a transcript of the gene PIG-A, whose product is annotated as phosphatidylinositol glycan anchor biosynthesis class A. NCBI's taxonomy places the organism in Eukaryota, Metazoa, Arthropoda, Insecta, Lepidoptera, Bombycidae. Gene Ontology annotation, molecular function: phosphatidylinositol N-acetylglucosaminyltransferase activity. Gene Ontology annotation, cellular component: glycosylphosphatidylinositol-N-acetylglucosaminyltransferase (GPI-GnT) complex. Gene Ontology annotation, biological process: GPI anchor biosynthetic process. The record is from RefSeq and is a predicted model, not a curated record.
GCAAGGUUAAAAUUGUAUUUGUUAGGUCCAGAAAAUUGAUAUUUCGUACACAUAAUAAAUAGAAUACUUUAUUCUGUGAAUAGUAUUACAGUAUGUUGGAUUUGAUGUGAUAUUAUCUGAAGAUCUACAAAAUUUGAACUAUUUGUACCAAAGAAAGGUACAAAACAUUCCUUUAAAUGGAUACUAGAAAAAAGAGGCAUGUUGUUUGUAUGGCUUCAGAUUUCUUUUACCCGAAUACCGGAGGUGUAGAAGAGCAUAUAUUUAAUUUGUCACAAUGUCUCAUUAAACGAGGCCACAAAGUCAUAGUACUAACUCACUCUUAUGGCGACAGAGUCGGCAUCCGAUAUUUAACCGCAGGCUUAAAAGUUUACUAUUUACCUAUUAGAGUAUUUUAUGCCCAGUGCGUAUUGCCAACAAUGAUAUGUAAUAUAGCUUUAAUAAGAAAUAUAUUGAUAAGAGAAUGCAUAGAAAUAGUUCAUGGUCAUUCUGCUUUUAGUGUUUUGUGUCAUGAAGUAUGUAUUAUAGGCAAAUUAAUGGGAUUAAAAACUGUAUUCACUGACCACAGUUUAUUUGGGUUUGCUGACACAUCAGCUGUACUGACAAACAAGUAUUUACAAAUAUGUCUCAGUGAGAUUGAUCAUUGCAUAUGUGUAUCUCACACUGGCAAAGAGAACACAGUGUUAAGGGCCAAGGUUCAAGCUCACAAAGUUUCGGUGAUCCCAAAUGCAGUUGAUGCAUUUUCUUUCAUUCCUGAUCCACGCCAAAGAGAUCAAAAAUUUAUAACCAUAGUCAUAGUCUCAAGAUUAGUGUACCGAAAAGGUGUUAAUCUCAUGGCUGCCGUUAUAGCAGAUAUGUGCCCACGGUAUCCAAACUUAAGAUUCAUCAUAGGUGGAGACGGUCCUAAGAUGUGGCUACUUCAAGAAGUCCGAGAAAAAAUAGGUUGUCAAGAAUCUGUUAGAUUGUUAGGCAGCUUAAAACAUUCAGAAGUUAGAAAUGUUUUAGUGAAGGGUGACAUUUUUUUAAAUACAUCACUGACAGAAGCAUAUUGUAUGGCUAUAGUAGAAGCUGCAGCUUGUGGACUAAAAGUUGUUUCUACUAAAGUAGGAGGAAUACCUGAAGUACUACCAGAAAGUAUGAUCUAUCUUACGGAGCCAAAUGUAGGCAGCCUGGUCAGAGGAAUUGAGAAAGCAAUAACUGAUAUUAAAGAAGGAAACAUAAUGUGUCCAUUUAAAUGCAAUAGACUGGUUCGAGAGAUGUACAGUUGGAUGGACAUUACAAAAAGAACUGAGAUAGUUUAUAAUAGAAUAUUACUAAACAAAAACAAACCAUUAGGGCAACAGCUACGUAGCUACCUUAAUUCUGGUGUUUGGCCCUUUCUAUUAGUGAUAAGUUUAAUGUAUAUAUUACUACAAUUAACUGAGAGAAUUUAUAAAAGGAAGUAUAUUGACAAAGCAAGAGACUUAAGACUAUAAUAUUUAAUUUCUAAGGUAUUGUUUAAAAAACACCAUGAUAUCUUUUAUGUGAAUGUUUAAAUUUGAGCAAAGAAUAAAUCUAGUAAUAUAAUUUGCAAUUUAACUUAAAAUACUCUAAUCACUGGACUAUAGAUGUCCACUGUAGGCUUCCCAAAGUUCACUGCAAUGGCCAAGGCUGCACCCCCAUAACCAACAGUUCAUCAUGUAACAGAAUGUUAUUCAAUCUGGAAGUCAAUUUGGCUUUGCUCCAAUCCGCAUCUAUGCAUCAACAAUCGAAUCAUGCAAAAACAUAACAUAGGUACUGUUGGUAGAGCAUCUUGUGAGUCUGCAUGAGCCUGCAGAGCUUGCAUAAGCCCACACAUUAAUACCAACAAGCAACAUAACAUGUUAAGACCACCCUGCCUAUUUCUGCUGUAAAGCAGUAAUGUGUUUUGGUUUGAAGGGUGGGGCAGUUAUUUUACUGUAAAACGAAGACUUACAACGCAUACCUCAUGAUGGAUGGUGGCAUUAACAUUUUAGAUGUUUAUUUAUGGGCUUCAGUGACCAGUUAACGCCAGGUGGGCCAUAAACUCGUCCAUAAAAACCGCAAUAAAAUAUUUUAUAUACAUGGAUAAGGAUACAUGGAAAGGACAGUUUCUUUAGUUAAAAUGACACUAAACUACUUCCUCAACAUACACUAAAAUUAUAUUGUUGUUUUUUUAUUAAGCUAAACAUAUACUUGUCGUUUUAAGAAUAUUUGUAUCAUGUGAAUCAGUCAUUACUAACACAGCCAUUGGAUAAUAGAUUUGCACGUCUUACAUUAUGUGUAAUCAAAUACAUUUUCAAUUGUGAUAAUAUUGUGUUGU